UUAAAGGACAACAUUGAUCUUUUAAAGUGAAUGUGUCUCUGUGCUUUUUAGGUUUCUUCUCAGCUCAGCGCGAUGCAGCUCCAAGCCACUCAAACAUGGAGGAGGAUAUCCUAAGCUCAUCCCAAACUCCUUCGGAAACACCCUGGGUCACUACAAGUCCAAGUAUACCCUCUACUUCUCGAUGCUCACCUGGAGUCCUCAUCUCCUCUCUAUAUGAUAGUGAGUGCUUUAAUUCUACUAGACAACUGGGCAAUGACUGGCACUACAAUUUCCAAGUCCCUUGGAACAUGCUGCCAGCUGUUUUGAGGAAGAAACUGGACUAUCAGGAGCGGCCAACUGCCAGGGAAAGGAGGGAAAUGAUUCGCAUAAUUGUAGGUGAAAUCCUUUCCAUUUGCAAAAAACCAGCAAAGAAGCACCUAAGUGAAGUUGCACGGAAGAUGGUCCUUGCAUAUCCAAAGUCUUUCAAAGACAUAAUAGAAGAUGAAGUCGUUGGAAGUGGCCAUGACUCUUUAACAAAGCAACUUCAGUGCAGAGUUGAUAACUGCAGGCGAAACGUGACGCGGGGCAAGCAGAAGAGCACUCCAGAUAACGGCAGCCCUGUUCCAGAAAACAAGAAGCAACGCAAAGACUCCUAUGGAUGUAUUCAGUGGGAAUCUGGGCCUGUAAAUGUGGAAGCACAGAUGAAGAAGAAAAAAGACAUGCAAAAAAUGUUCCUGGAAAACGAGAGGAAUGCACAAAAAAUAGAACAAUUCAUCUCAGACACCUUCACAUCUCAGAGAUAUGACAUAGGGUCUGGUAAGGACACACAGGCGCUUAAGGAAGAAUGGCCCUACCUAUUCUCACUUGUCGGCAUGAAAGCACACUUCAAGCUUUUAACUGGUAUCUACAUCGAUGAGGGAUUUGAGGAGGCCAUGGCCACCAAAUUUGCCCGGGUUCUUGACUAUUUUCAGUCUCUUCCAUUGGAGAAGUCAAGAGGAGCUGCAAGACAGAGAGAAAUCCAAGCUGGUGGUGGACCCUGUGGAGCGGUGUUGAUGCUGCUUUCAUACUUCAAGGAGGAUCGUGCAAGAAUGUUCCACAUGGUCGACAAAACUUGCAUCACAGAUCAGAUCGAGCACCUACCACCCACACCAUGCAUUGUUGUUUGUGGAGCGAGUCCAAUGUCUGCAGCAGCUUUCAUGGUGGCAGUGGACCAGGAAGUGAUAAUAGAAAACUUGGCAAGCUUCACUGAUGCAUUGGUCGGCAUGUUCAUCUGUUACUACAUCUUCAACAUUCACUACCCAACGGAGCUCGGGGCCACAAUGGAGUUUCUCCAAAGGUGCAUCUUCAAGAUCAAUCCCGACCGGGGCUCCAAAGUAGAGCGCCAGGAAAAGAAGAAGAGCAAUGCAGUGAACCCGAAAGUCCUGACCCUUAUCACCCGCAUUUCAGAGUUUGAGUGGAGUGCUUAAUGGAUCCAGAACUCAAGAGCCCCAGGACACUACCAUCAUGUUACCCAAAGUUUCUGAAUUUCAGUUCAUACUGUAUGUCAUAUGUAUUAUAUAUAAAGUUAUAUAUUAGAAUUCCAAUUUUUGUAUUGGAUUGUAGAAUUCUAUGUUAACACAGUAAACAAGACAUUAUCUGUUUUCAAAAUGUUAACACAGCACUUUUGAUACUGGCCAAAUGCAUUUGUAAUAAUGAUUAAAAUGUGCUAUAAAUAUUUA
Morone saxatilis (striped sea-bass) is the source of this 1697-nucleotide messenger RNA. RefSeq lists its product as uncharacterized. The transcript has 4 exons. The record is from RefSeq and is a predicted model, not a curated record. The coding region runs from base 96 to 1445 and encodes 449 amino acids. Lineage: Eukaryota; Metazoa; Chordata; Actinopteri; Moronidae.